AUGCCGGUACAGGUCGGAGGGAGCAAGGAGGCGGACCCCAGGGCGGCCAGGGUGCUGGACCUCUCGCCCACCGCCGUCGUCGGCGACAAGGCCCGCGCCUCCUCCAAGAAGAACCGCCGCCGCCACAAGAAGGCCUCCUCCCCCGCCGACGCCGCCGCAUCUUCCAUCUCGCCCAUGCAGAGGCUCUUCGACACCAGCAGGGAGGUCUUCGCCAACUCCUACCCGGGCUUCGUCCCGCCGCCGGACGCCGUCGCGCGCCUCUCGGGCCUCCUCAAUGAGCUGAAACCACGUGAUGUUCGGGUUGCCCCAAGUAUGUCCGUCUUCAAGCAUGCCGAUCCUAAAAGCCCCCCUCCAGUUACUUAUUUGCAUUUCUAUGAUUCCUCUGAGUUCUCGUUUGGUAUCUUCUGUUUACCGAAAUCAGCAGUUAUUCCCCUUCACAACCAUCCUGGGAUGACAGUGUUUAGCAAGAUACUAUUUGGUUCCAUGCACCUCAAGUCAUAUGAUUGGGCUAAAAGUCUGCCGGAUAGUAACGAUAAUGCACUUCAGAACUCUGAUGGAGCUCGUCUGGCCAGGGUAAACACAGAUGCUGUUUUUGACGCUUCAUCUGAGACUGUAGUUCUGUACCCUGAAAAUGGAGGGAAUUUGCACUGUUUUACGGCAUUGACCCCUUGUGCCGUGCUGGAUGUGAUGGGCCCCCCCUACAACCGUGAUGAGGGAAGGGAUUGCGAGUAUUACAGUGAAUCACUGUACUCAGGUUCAUGUGGUGGUGAUGAACAAUUUUCUUGGCUGAAAGAGGUUCAUAGCACAUUUGAGAUGCAAGGCAUAAAGAUGGAGCAGAACUUCGUCCUCUAA
Molecule: messenger RNA, 852 nt
Organism: Miscanthus lutarioriparius
Lineage: Eukaryota; Viridiplantae; Streptophyta; Magnoliopsida; Poales; Poaceae
Source: the annotation of a GenBank genome assembly